AUCCCCUUUAGCAUAUUCAGCACUGUCAACCAGACUAUAAGACAUCACCAGUAUCAUUUUCAAAAUGUCUGAGCAAGAUCAAAUUGCAGAAGAUACGACGAGCGACGAGUCGACAGAGAAACAAGCAUCAGAAGAGCAAUCGACGAGUUCAGUGUCGGAGAGCAGCACUCCUGCACAGCUUACAGUCUCGUCCGCAAGAGGUAGUUCGGUGUCUCUAGAAAGAGGAGUCAGUAAUGACGGAGAGCUAUUUGAGGAUGCACUAUCUGAUGUGCAGGGCGUGUCCACUGGUAGAAGCUCUGCAUCCGAGGCAAUUGUUGAUAGCCUAAACCACACCACGAGCAGCGACGACAAGUCACAACAAUCGUCUGACGAAAUAGCAGCCGACCAAGAGACAGAAUACAGCCCAUCACCAGAACCGGAGUCGGAGCAAAGAUUACAAUCUGCUGCAGCUGCAAGAGCAGCCAAAGCUAGAGAGGCGGCCAAAGGAAAAGAUACAUCAAGUCCGGUUGCUGUACUGCAGACGCGUGGUCUCCAAGACGAGAUCCAAAGUAUCAUAGAUAACCUGAACAAGGAAUACGCGAAAUCAUCGAGCGAACUGGAAUCAAGAAUGGACAGCAUGCAAAAACGGAUGGACGAGUUAGAAAAGAAAAUAAGUUCAUGAUGAAUAGUCGCAAACUACAAAGUACAAUACGAUUAGAUAAUGACAGGCUGAGGAAGGAGCAGAACGAUCACCAAGACGAGUAUAUUGCUGUAGACGUCAACUACAUUGUUACAAAACAGGAGU
Myxozyma melibiosi is the source of this 784-nucleotide messenger RNA. RefSeq lists its product as uncharacterized. The record is from RefSeq and is a predicted model, not a curated record. The coding region runs from base 65 to 661 and encodes 198 amino acids. The transcript is spliced from 3 exons. NCBI's taxonomy places the organism in Eukaryota, Fungi, Ascomycota, Lipomycetes, Lipomycetales, Lipomycetaceae.